AUGAUAAAUGGUCACCGAUUGAGAACAACAAUACAAAAGGGGAAAGAGGGAGAGGAACAGGCCACCACUUUUAAUGCAGAAUUUGGUAGGGCUAGGUUAUUCACUCCCUUUUUAAGGAUUUUGUCGGUUCCAACACUAGGGCCUUACUCCAGAGCAUCAGAACAUUACGUGGAGAAUGCAGUGCUGUUGCUCCCACAGAGAGAGAAGAUAGAGCAGAGGACAGAAGAUUGGGUAUAUGCACGUGCGAUGCGUGCGAUUGAGCCGUUUGUUUUCCAGCCGGUUCGGUUUAGUGACCAGGUAGAUUGUCUAGUCAACCGGUGA
Messenger RNA from Dovyalis caffra, 321 nucleotides. NCBI's taxonomy places the organism in Eukaryota, Viridiplantae, Streptophyta, Magnoliopsida, Malpighiales, Salicaceae. The record is from the annotation of a GenBank genome assembly.